This is a messenger RNA of Tupaia belangeri chinensis (Chinese tree shrew), 7696 nucleotides long. RefSeq names its product ArfGAP with RhoGAP domain, ankyrin repeat and PH domain 2 (gene ARAP2). The coding region runs from base 617 to 5740 and encodes 1707 amino acids. Gene Ontology annotation, biological process: signal transduction; positive regulation of GTPase activity. Gene Ontology annotation, molecular function: phosphatidylinositol-3,4,5-trisphosphate binding; GTPase activator activity; protein binding. Lineage: Eukaryota; Metazoa; Chordata; Mammalia; Scandentia; Tupaiidae. The record is from RefSeq and is a predicted model, not a curated record. Gene Ontology annotation, cellular component: cytoplasm. The transcript has 33 exons.
GCUGUGAGGACGGGGCUUCUGGGCGGCUCUCUGGGUGCAUUUCCAGGCUGCAAAGAGCUCGGCUCUGGUUUCUGCCCCCUUGGAUUUCGGUCCCGCGUGUGGGCGUCUAAAAGGAAACCAGAAGCCGGUAAGUGAUACAAAAACCUCCUCUUACUUCUGGGAUUUGACCCAGCAGGGGGACAAUCCGGACCGACCUGGAGAGCUGCCUUGUCGUGAGUUCCAGGAACCGAGUCAUUUUCUCAGUGGAGAGAAUGACUUCGUCCCGGUCUCCGUGCUCGCCCGCGCCCUGCUCGUUACCCAGUGUCAGACGACAGGCCUGUGGAUUAACUUUAAUGACAACCGUUCGGCCUCCACCUGCCUGAACCCAGCACCAUACACCCGCUCCCGCUGGCAGCGAGUUUACCAGACUGAGCUUUCUCGUUGACGUUGGGAGACAGUUCUCUGGGGAGAGUUGGUGCCCAUGCUCUUAGUACACAACUUAAGCACAUAACACGUCACUGUGGCGAAAAUAGUAUUUCGAGGAUUUUUUUUUCUGUUGCAAUCGAUAGAGUGAAAAGCGUCGUCUUGAGUGUGUGCCUCAUUGUACUGCGUUCAGCUUAGUAAUGAAGCCACCAUUAUGUCCUCCGUCAGUGAAAUAGAUGUGGAUAUCAAAGAUUUCCUAAUGAGCAUUAAUUUGGAGCAGUAUCUUUCCCAUUUUCAUGAGUGUGGUUUUAACAGCGUGAAGGGCUGUGCAGCAAUAAAUGACAGCGUGCUUCAGAGAAUCGGAAUAUCACCUACAGGACACCGUAGGAGGAUCCUUAAACAGCUACAGAUAAUCUUGUCAAAAAUGCAAGAUAUCCCAAUAUAUGCAAACGUUCAUAAAACGAAGAAAGCCGAUGAUACUUCAAAGGAUCGUCAUCCUCCGUCUUCUGAUCAGAACGUGGGCAUAGAACCUUCCGAUUCUAGUCAUGUUCAGACAUCUGCACAGUUGGGGACUGAUACUAAAAACCUUGAUCCCAAUGACCUCAGUGUGGAAGACAGCCAAUCUGUCAAAUCCCAUGGCGGGCUGUCUCUUUUCCCCCAUGACUUCCCCAUUCUGGAAGAAGAACCACACCCAAAUUUGGGUUCCUUUCAAGAUUCUUUAUUUAGUAGUGGAAAUACUAAAAUAGACCCUUUGAUUCCAAAGAAGACCAAGGAUUGUACAAUUGAAGAACAACAAACAGAAAAAGUCGAUUUGACUUCAGAAAAUCUGGGCAGACUUCCUGAUCCUGACCCUGAGUGUCUUUCUUCCCUUGGCUGUUCAACAUCAGAGGGAAAUUCUGGAAAUGGAGCUAACGGUGUCUUAGAAAUAGCACCACCAUCGCCAUUCUUUCAAUUUCAAGGAGAAAUGGUGGUGAACGAUUUGUAUGUCCCGUCAUCGCCAAACCUAGCACCUAUGAGAAGUCGUAGCAAGUUGGUUUCAAGACCAUCGCGGUCUUUUCUGCUAAGACAUCGACCUGUGCCGGAGAUUCCAGGGUCAACAAAAGGAAUUUCAGGGAGCUAUUUCCGAGAAAGAAGAAAUGUUUCUACCUCAACUGGAAAAUCUACAACGUUGCAGAAUUCAAAUGAAGAGAAUUCAUCUUCCAUCUUUCCUUAUGGAGAGACCUUUCUCUUCCAGAGACUAGAAAAUUCCAAGAAGAGAUCUAUAAAAAAUGAAUUUUGGACCCAUGAAGAAACGCUCAAAGGGGAAGCCACUAAUUCAAGAAACACUUUUUUCAUCAAAUCGAGUGUCUAUGAUAACAGGAAGGAGAAAAUCAGUGAAGACAAAGUAGAAGAUAUUUGGAUACCUCGGGAGGACAAGAGCAGUCAGCUGAUAGACUCUGCUUCCGAAUCAGAGUAUUCAACGGUAGAAGAAUGCUUUCAGAGCUUAAGAAGAAAAAAUUCCAAGGCCUCUAAAUCUAGGACUCAAAAAGCAUUGACUCUGGACUCAGUUAAUCGGCACAGCUAUCUGAUAAGCUGCACGAGCGGCAAUGCUGAUGCUUCGGCCGUGUCCUCAAACGCAAUCUCUCCCUAUGCCUGCUUCUAUGGAGCAUCCGCAAGGAAGAUUAAAUCGGGGUGGCUAGACAAACUCUCUCCUCAAGGAAAGCGCAUGUUUCAGAAGAGAUGGGUGAAAUUUGAUGGCCUUAGCAUUUCUUACUACAAUAACGAGAAGGAAAUGUAUUCAAAAGGAAUAAUUCCCCUCUCUGCCAUAUCUACCGUACGAGUUCAAGGAGAUAGCAAAUUUGAAGUUGUUACAACUCAAAGAACUUUUGUUUUUAGAGUAGAAAAAGAAGAGGAGAGAAACGACUGGAUCAGCAUCCUGUUAAACGCACUGAAAUCCCAGUCCCUUACCUCGCAGUCCCCAGCAGUGGUCACACCUGAAAAAUGUGGAUAUCUUGAAUUGAGAGGUUAUAAAGCCAAGAUUUAUACUGUGUUAAGUGGCAACAGCGUGUGGCUUUGCAAAAAUGAACAGGAUUUUAAGAGCGGUCUUGGCAUUACCAUAAUCCCUAUGAAUGUAGCAAAUGUAAAGCAAGUGGACCGAACUGUGAAACAGUCUUUUGAAAUCAUCACUCCCUACAGGAGUUUCAGCUUUACAGCCGAGUCUGAGAAAGAGAAACAAGACUGGAUUGAAGCUGUGCAGCAGUCGAUAGCAGAAACCCUCUCUGACUACGAAGUAGCUGAGAAGAUUUGGUUCAACGAGUCUAACAGGAGCUGUGCAGAUUGUAAAGCCCCGGAUCCCGACUGGGCAUCUAUCAAUCUCUGUGUUGUCAUCUGUAAGAAGUGUGCAGGACAGCAUAGAUCUUUGGGACCAAAAGAUUCUAAGGUGAGAAGUCUCAAAAUGGAUGCCAGCAUUUGGAGCAAUGAGCUCAUUGAGCUUUUCAUCGUCAUUGGAAACAAAAGAGCGAAUGACUUUUGGGCUGGUAAUCUUCAAAAGGAUGAAGAAUUACAUGUGGACUCGCCAGUAGAAAAGAGAAAAAACUUUAUAACUCAGAAAUAUAAAGAAGGGAAAUUCAGGAAGACCCUUUUGGCAUCUCUUACCAAAGAAGAAUUAAAUAAGGCUCUGUGUGCCGCUGUAGUGAAACCAGAUGUUCUGGAAACCAUGGCUUUGCUGUUUAGUGGAGCGGAUGUCAUGUGUGCGACUGGAGACCCCAUCCAUAGCACCCCCUAUCUGCUGGCCAAGAAGGCUGGGCAGAGUCUCCAAAUGGAGUUUCUCUACCAUAACAAAUUCUCAGAUUUCCCUCAACAUGAUGUUCACUCAGAGGGUGGAUUAAGUCAGGACUCUUGCCAGUCCACCUUCCUCUGUGACUUUUUGUAUCAAGCUCCUGCUGCUGCUUCUAAACUCUCUUCAGAGAAAAAACUGCUGGAAGAGACAAAUAAAAAAUGGUGUGUUUUGGAAGGAGGCUUCUUGAGUUAUUAUGAAAAUGAUAAGUCUACCACACCUAACGGCACUAUUAACAUCAACGAAGUUAUCUGCCUGGCUAUACACAAAGAGGACUUCUAUUUAAAUACUGGGCCCAUCUUUAUCUUUGAGAUUUACUUACCCUCUGAGCGUGUGUUUUUAUUUGGAGCUGAAACAUCUCAGGCUCAAAGAAAAUGGACAGAGGCAAUAGCUAAGCAUUUUGUUCCCUUUGUUGCUGAAAACCUAACAGAAGCUGACUAUGAUUUGAUUGGUCAACUCUUCUAUAAGGAUUGCCAUGCUCUGGAUCAGUGGAGAAAAGGCUGGUUUGCUAUGGACAAAUCUAGUUUGCGUUUUUGCCUUCAAAUGCAAGAAACCCAGGAAGAUAGAAUGCAUUUAAGAAGACUGCAAGAGCUAACGAUUAGCACAAUGGUUCAAAAUGGAGAAAAAUUGGAUGUCUUACUCUUGGUAGAAAAAGGGAGAACAUUAUACAUCCAUGGGCAUACCAAGUUGGAUUUCACAGUCUGGCAUACUGCGAUUGAAAAGGCAGCAGGUACAGAUGGUAAUGCAUUACAAGAUCAGCAGCUCAGCAAAAACGAUGUCCCCAUUGUGGUGCACAGCUGCAUCGCCUUCGUCACGCAGUAUGGUUUAGGAUGCAAAUAUAUCUACCAGAAAAAUGGUGAUCCUCUGCACAUAAGUGAACUCUUGGAGAGCUUCAAAAAGGAUGCUCGAAGCUUUAAGUUGAGGGCCGGAAAGCACCAGCUCGAAGAUGUGACGGGUGUGUUGAAAAGGUUUCUCUUGGACAUUGAUGAUGCACUUCUUACCAAGCAGCUCUAUCCGUAUUGGAUCUCCGCAUUAGAUACGCAGGAUGACAAGGAAAGAAUUAAAAAGUAUGGGGCAUUUAUACGUAGUCUGCCAGGAGUCAACCGAGCAACCCUGGCAGCCAUCAUUGAGCAUCUUUACAGGGUACAGAAAUGCUCAGAAAUCAAUCACAUGGAUGCCCAUAGUCUGGCCAUGGUCUUCUCAUCCUGUUUGUUUCAAACGAAAGGACAAACUAAUGAAGAGGUGAAUGUAAUCGAGGACCUGAUUAAUAAUUAUGUUGAAAUAUUUGAGGUUAAAGAAGACCAAGUCAAACAAAUGGACAUAGAAAAUAGCUUUAUUACCAAGUGGAAGGACACUCAAGUUUCCCAGGCUGGAGAUUUGUUGAUUGAAGUGUAUGUAGAGAGGAAGGAGCCAGACUGUAGUAUUAUAAUUCGGAUAUCCCCUGUGAUGGAAGCAGACGAAUUAACUACUGAUAUAUUAGCGAUAAAAAAUAUCAUUCCUGCAAAAGGUGACAUAUGGGCCACAUUUGAAGUCAUUGAAAAUGAGGAGCUGGAGCGUCCUCUUCACUACACAGAAAAUGUGCUGGAGCAGGUGCUUCGGUGGAGUUCAUUAGCUGAGCCUGGCUCUGCCUACCUUGUGGUGAAGAGAUUCUUGACCAUUGACACGAUUAAACACUACAGAGAAAAGAGUGCGCUGGAAAGCAUCAAAGAAGGAAUCUUGAAAAUCAAAGAAGAACCAUCUAAAAUACUGUCUGGAAAUAAGUUUCAGGACCGGUACUUUGUUUUACGAGACGGGCAUCUCUUUCUUUACAAGGAUCUGAAGAGUAGUAAACAUGACAAAAUGAUUGCCGUCAGUUCAAUGAGGUUUUAUCUUGGAGUGAAAAAGAAAACGAAGCCUCCAACAAGUUGGGGAUUGACCGCGUAUUCUGAAAAACAUCACUGGCACCUGUGCUGUGACAGUUUACAAACCCAGAUGGAGUGGAUGGCCAGUGUCUUUUAUGCCCAGCAUGAAAAUGAUGUCUGGCCACCAGCUGGAAAGGAACGAAAACGUUCAAUCACCAAAAAUCCCAAAAUUGGAGGUUUGCCUCUAAUUCCCAUUCAGCAUGAGAGGACUGCUACCCAAGCCCGGAAAAAUAUUGAGAGUGCAAGAGCAGAACUCGAAAGGCUGCGGCUCAGUGAAAACCAUGAUAAAGGGUCUGUGGACGCUACCCUGAAGGAGAGAGCCUCCAUCGUGGCCCACUGCCUGGAACACAAGGACGACAAACUUCGAAAUCGAACCAGGAAACAUCGGAGUUUCAACUGCCUGGAGGACACAGAGUCUGAGGUCUCCCAUGGCCAACAAAAAGGCCAGCGAGGUCUAAAGACCUUGAGGAAGACUGAGGACAGGAACAGCAAAGUGACUUUGGACUCCGACCAUAAGCUACCGUCAAAGGUAAUCGAAGAACUGAAUGUGGUUCUACAGCGGUCGAGAACACUUCAGAAAGAGUUACCGGAUGAGCAGAUUUUGCAGAAAGAAUUGAAGUAAAUGGUCCUGCAAAUUAUUUUUGAACAUUGUGUAUAAAGUCUGUGUGUAAAUGAGAAAUAACCAUAACUGAGGAGAACUUACCUCUCUGAACAAAUGUCUGUCUAUACUUAAGAGAUUUGUUUGUACCUAGCAUUUAAAAUAUGUAUAUAUGUGAUUAAGCAUAAAAUCCACUUUAUUUUGGUCUGAACAAAGCUUGUAAUGUUCAGUUAUAUUAACCUCGUGUAAGAAGGCCUCUGGGUUGUUUUACGUGUUCAACCCUUUCAAAGUAGUUGUCAUUUUAGGGGUAUAAUUUAUGAGCAGAAAUUUCAACCUGUACUGUAUUGUAUAAAAUGCUGUUUUAAAUGAAGCCUAUGAAAUGAUCUGUAACAUAUUUUGCACUUUGAGAAACCUUGUACAGUAAGUUACCGUAUGUUUUUAGGUUUACAUAGGGUCCUCCUUAGGGAAGAGAAAGGGAAAUAAGUUGAAUAGAGGGAAGAUUAAUUUAAAUGGCUGCCUAACAAACAUGGGGGUUUUAUUAAAAAAAGGCACGAAGUUAUCACAUGUCCCGCCAACUUAAGAUUCAUUUUAGUUCGCUAAUGACCAGAACUUGUUAGUGAGAAACAGUCCAAUGUCUGUUUUCCAAGAGUAACGCUCAACCAGCUAAUGUGAAUGAGGCCCUGGCCACGUUGUUCAUGGUGUUAGCGAGCCAGUCAUGGUCAACAUUCACUAAACAGGGUUCUUCGACGGUGGCUGCUAAGAGGAAGUGUGUCACUGGACACACUGGACCUGGGACCUGGCCUGGAUGCCAUUUGCACUGUCGCUAUACACAAGCUCGUUUUAGAAUUCCUAACUGUACUUGGGUACGAAGGAAAAUUUUCUUCACAGGGUCAUCUUGCUGUUGUUCGAUUUAUGCAUGUGUUAUUGUUUUACUUUGUAGUUACUUUAAGUACGUUUGUAAGGCCUUGCUCUGUAUUGUCAGAAUUAAUAGGAAGUACACAAACAGUGGCCAUUGGGGGUUAGGGGAUGGUUUCACCAUUCUACUCUGUGUUUGGGGGGCUACCAUUCACGUUAUAUCCAGUUUGGGUUUGUUGUUGUUGUUGUUGUUGUUAUUGCUGCUCUUCUGUUCAUUUGAAUCAGUGCUGUAUCUAUGAAUAAUGUCAAAGCCCCUGUAUUUUUGUUUCUACCUAAAGAUCAGCUACUGAAUUAGUGAUUUCCUGAAGACAAACAGUGCUCUCUAAUUAUAAUUCAUGUCAGGGGCAGUACAUUCCACCAGUUUCUUUCAAAGUGUACUAAGUUUGGUGAGUUUCAAUACUAAAAAUUAAUUUGUUUAGCUAAGCUUUAUUCUUAGCAUUCCCCCCCUCCCAUUUAUUCCCUUAUUUUUUUUUUUUUUAGGUAUUUUUUUCCAUCAGAAUAUGUCUGUACACAAAGACCCAUACUUUAGUCAGUCCAAUCAUAGUUUCAUAUUACUGGGUGAUUACAGUAGGCUAUUAAAAGCUAUGAAUGUCUUCAUUCUAAAUACUGACCUUUUAUAUUUGGUGGUGAUAAAAUAUUUUCCAUGCGUAUGUGGUAUUUAUUCUAAUCCAAAUAAUUUGGAAUUAUUUUUAAAAAAACAACUGCAGAGCAGUUCAUGAAAUAGGUGGCACUAUUAAGAAACAUUCCUUUAAAAAGCAAAUAAUCAUGUAAUGUAGGAAGAAAAGUUAAUCUUAAAUAAACUAUGAUUUCUAAAAUAAUGAUAUUUAUAUUUUUAUAAAAUAAGGAGGCAUUUGGAGAGUAACGUGUUUGGCUUUGUUGCACAAGGGAAGGUUUUUGGAGUUUUUAUCUGCCUUAUCUGAACUUUUCUUGAAACUUGAGCUUCAAAUCUAAUAGUUUCUGUUUCCCUUACUGUCUUGAACAAUUGGCUGCAUUUCUCGAGCAUAAGAUAAGGGCUAAUGAUGACACCCUCAUGUACUUUGAAUAAAAAUUAAAAUUAUUUUCCAA